Triticum aestivum (bread wheat) is the source of this 526-nucleotide messenger RNA. RefSeq lists its product as uncharacterized. The transcript has a single exon. The coding region runs from base 40 to 267 and encodes 75 amino acids. The record is from RefSeq and is a predicted model, not a curated record. Lineage: Eukaryota; Viridiplantae; Streptophyta; Magnoliopsida; Poales; Poaceae.
AAAGCAUACCAUCUCCUCUCCUCUCUCUACUUUCAUCUCAUGGCUGCUCCGGCUCUCAAGUUCGCCGCCGUCAUGCUCCUGGCCGCCCUCUGCGCGGCGGCGCUGGCCCCGGCCACGUCGGGACAGCCGACGGACGCGCUAGCAACGUGCAUCGGGCGCUGCGGGUGUGUGCCCUGCCCGAAAGGGAAGGUCUGCAUCGCUAUUUGCACUCCCCCGCCGCCCUGCGCGGCCAGAUGCCGCUGCACCUAUUCCGGCACGGGCUGCUAGGCGGCUGAGACCCACGGCACCGUCCGUCAGGAAGCCUGGCAGCGCAAGCGCUGAAGGCAGGAGCUAGCUCAUACGUUCUACUGUGUAUUGUAUUUUUUUUUGAACUUUUCUACUGUGUAUUGUACGUCCUGUAUGUCCAUGCAUGGAUGCAUGUUUCAUGGGUGCGUCUGUGUGCUGUGAUGUGGUAAUAAAGUGUACACGGAUCGAUCCGUGAGACAAAAAUAAAUAAAUAGAAAUGUCAUUUUGGUUUGACAGUGUA